This is a messenger RNA of Nanorana parkeri, 2829 nucleotides long. RefSeq names its product zinc finger protein 585A-like. The annotation marks the transcript as partial. The record is from RefSeq and is a predicted model, not a curated record. Lineage: Eukaryota; Metazoa; Chordata; Amphibia; Anura; Dicroglossidae. The transcript is spliced from 9 exons.
AUGAUGGAGAACCAGCCGCCCCUCACAUCACCGGAUUCCACACAGGAACAUCAGGAGAUCCCUCAAGAUGAUCAAGUCGCAGGAUUGAUUAUUGUCAAGGUUGAGCCCACAGAUGAAGAUCCGUAUGUGAAUAGUGCUGAGCCAUGCAAGGAGGAGGAAAUCCCUCAAGAGACCAACACAAAUCCAUCCAAUUACAUGAAAACACCAGAGGGAUGUCCCAGUCCUCUUUAUUCCCAAGUUUCCAAACAGGAGGAUCAGAAGAUACCACAAAACUAUAAGGCUGAAGACCUUGUGGUCAUUAAAGUCGAAGAUGUGAACGAUGACGUCAUGUAUGGCAGCUCUAACGCUGACUAUGGACAACAUGGCAGGAAUAUCCUAAAGAAACCCCCGAAGACCUCUCCAGAUGGUGACCUUACCGACACCACCUCUGACCCCUCUGUACACCAGAACUGCUUUACCAGUUGCCCCCGUUCCGCAGCCAAAGACCUCAGCAAGUUCUUCUCUUGUUACGAGUGUGGCCGCUAUUUCAUUCAAAGGGCCGACCUUGCGUCCCACUUGAAAACCCAUUCUGACCAAGCCGGCAGUGAAGGAGCGUUCCCAUGCCCCGACUGUGGGAAGGCUUUCGACCAUAAACACAAGGUAGUCCAGCACCGCAGGAUUCACACUAAGGAUAAGCCAUUUGCUUGCUCUGAAUGCGGGAAGCAUUUCAUCUGGAAGUCCCUCUUGGCCCGACACCAGAAGGUACACACGGAUGAGAAGCCGUACUCUUGCCCCAAGUGUGCAAAGUGUUUCACCUGGAAGUCGAACCUGGUUGACCACCAAAGGAUUCACGCGGCACAGAAGCCCUACGCCUGCUUUGAGUGCGGAAAGUGCUUUGGGAGCAAGAUCCACCUCAGCAAGCACCAGCGCGUGCACACUGGAAUCAAGCCGUACCCAUGCACGGACUGCGGGAAGUGUUUCGCACAAUUGUCGUCCCUGGUUAAACACCAGGGCACGCACGCCGCUCAGAAACCCUUCUGCUGCCUUGAAUGCGGGAAGCGCUUUGCAUCAAAGUCCAACCUCCUCUGCCACCACCAAAGGAGCCACAGCGGAGAGAAGCCCUUCUCCUGCUCCGAGUGCGGCAAGCACUUUGCCAAGAAGCCAUGGCUGGUGGAGCACCAGAGGACGCACACCGGAGAGAAGCCAUUUGCAUGCUCCAAGUGCAGCAAGUGCUUCACACAGAUGUCCUCCCUCGCCAAGCACUUGAAAAUUCACACGGGGGAGAAGCCGUUCUCUUGCUCUGAAUGCGGCAAGCGCUUUGCCGGGAAGCCCAACCUGAUCCUACACCAGAGAACGCACAGCGGUGAGAGGCCCUACCCCUGCCCUGAGUGCGGCAGCUCCUUCGGCAAGAAGCAGUGCCUGGUCGAACACCUGCGCAUUCACACGGGCGAGAAACCGUUUUCCUGCGCAGAGUGCGGGAAGCAAUUCACGCAGAGGUCCAACCUCAUAAAGCACCGCAGGACUCACACCGGAGAAAAGCCUUACUCCUGUGCGGAGUGUGAGAAGACUUUCGCCAAGAAAGCGCACCUUAUCUCCCACCAGAGGACGCAUAACGAACAAAAGCCUUACUCGUGUUCUAAGUGCGGGAAAUGUUUUAAGCAGAGGGCCCAUCUCGCCGGUCACCUGAAGAGCCAUUCCGGCAUGAACAAUUUCUCUUGUUCCCAGUGCGGCAAGCGCUUCAAAUGGAAGUCUAACUUCAUAAAGCACGAGAGGAUUCACACGGGGGAAAAGCCCUUCUCCUGUUCUGCGUGUGGGAAGUGCUUUGCGCAGAAGUCCGACCUAGUAAAACACCAACGCAUUCACACGGGGGAGAAGCCGUAUGCAUGCUUGGAAUGCGGCAAGUUGUUCACAGACCAGUCUCACCUGGUUAAGCACCAAAGGAUCCACACGGGGCACUAUCCCUUUUCCUGCGUGGCGUGUGGGAAGGGUUACUCUCAAAAGUCCCACCUGGAAACUCACCAGCGAAUGCAUGCGGGGGAGAGGCCGUAUUCAUGUUCCCUGUGCGGGAAGCGCUUCUCGGAGAAGUCCAUUCUGGUCCGGCACGAGAAGGCUCACGCGGGGCAGAAGCCGUACUCCUGCUCGGAGUGCGGGAAAUGUUUCCUGCAGAAGUCGGAGCUGGUUAAGCACCAGAGGACACACACGGGGGAGAAGCCGUAUUGCUGCUCCGAAUGUGGCAAAUGCUUUGCACAGAACGCCGAUCUGGCCAGGCAUCAAAGGACGCAUACCAGGGAAAAGCCUUUUUCGUGCUCCGAGUGUGGGAAGGGUUUCACGCAAAAGUCCAAUCUAGUAACCCAUCAAAAAACGCACAAUGGCGCACAUCCUCGCACGUGUCGCCUGUGUGAAAAAAGCUUCUCCGAACAGUCCACCCUGCACCAGCACGAGAAGACUCACAAAGGGGAGAUGCCCUAUUAUUGUCGGGAGUGUGGCAAAGAUUACCUUCACAAGUCAAGAUUCACAUCCCAUCGAAGAAUUCACACGGGAGAGAAACCUUAUUUGUGUUCCAAAUGCGGGAAGAGCUUUGCGAAUAAACCCGAUCUGGUCAGGCAUGUUAGAACGCACACCGGGGAAAAGCCUUUUUCGUGUCCUGACUGUGGGAAACAUUUUACUCAGAGGUCCACCCUGCACCAGCACGAUAAGACUCACAAAGGGGAGAUGCCCUAUUAUUGUCGGGAGAGUGGCAAAGAUUACCUUCACAAGUCAAGAUUCACAUCCCAUCGAAGAAUUCACACGGGAGAGAAACCUUAUUUGUGUUCCAAAUGCGGGAAGAGCUUGGCGAAUAAACCCGAUCUG